AUGAGUUAGGAAACUAAAGUAAUUAUGAAUUAUUAAUAUAAUACUUGUGACAUAAUUGGGAGAGGGUUUAGUUCUAUCGUCUACAAAGGAAUAAACACCUCGACAAAAGAGAAUGUAGCAAUAAAAGUAAUGAUUUUUAUUAUCUAUUUUAGGUUAUUAAGAGAUAGUUCUCAGAUCAACUACCUCUUAUUUAAAAUGAAAUAAAAAUCCUAUCGAAAUUGUAAGGACGUAACAUAUUGAAGUUUUAUGAGCAUUUUAUGAGUCAGAAUAAUAUAUAUAUCAUCACUGAAUACUGUAGGUAAGGAGAUUUAGCAUAGAAACUAAAGUAACUAGGAUAUUUGAAAUAGGAAAGUGCUGUAGCAAUUAUUCGAUAGAUCAUAGAUGGUAUUUAAGUGAUGGCUUAACAAAGUAUUCUAAAUUAUCAUUUGAGAUAUUAUCCAUAGAGACUUAAAACCCUAGAACAUCUUAAUUAAUGAAGACGGUAUUAAAAUAGCCGAUUUUGGUUUCGCAAAGCCCUUAAAUCAAUUAUAAAAUGAAAUGAAUGUUGGUACUCCUCUUUACAUGAGUCCAGAAACCAUAAUAAAAUCCUAAUAUAACGCUAAAAGUGACAUUUGGAGUUUAGGAGUUCUAUUUUAUGAAAUUCUCUUUGGAAGACCCCCCUGGUAGGCUUAGACAGAAUAAGAACUGAUUUUUAAGAUGUUAAAUUAACGCAUCUCUUUUCCAGAUGUUCCUACUGUUUCAGAAUCAGUAAAAGACUUUAUAAAAUAAUGUCUUAUCGUUGAUCCAUAUUUAAGAUUAGGAAUAACAGAACUUAUCAAACAUCCUUUAAUUAAAAAGACUACAAAAAAAACAGAGAAAUUUACCAGACCAACUGAAACUGAGAGCACUGAUUAAACUAUUAAAUCUGAAAUUCCAAACAAUUCAGAACCAUGGACUUACAAUAAUUCUAAUAAAAAAUUAGUUCAUGUGAAUUGUAAGAAUCCUUAAAUUAAUGCAAUUCUAAAUAAGUAUUUGAAUACAAAAAACAAUUAAGUUUCUAAUAAUAAGACCAAUUCUAAAACCUAAAUUUAGUUUGACGAAAUUUAAUUAAUUUUAUAAAGCUAAUUCUCUUUAUGCAUAUUUCUCAAUAAUAUAAUAUCUAAAUUAAGAGAUUUCAGAUUAGCCACUCCUUUAUUAAAUGAAAAAUGUAGGAUAAUAUUUUCAAAACAUUUACAAUCUAUCAAGGAUAAAAUUUACAAAUAAUUAAUAGAGAGCGAUAAUAAAUUUAAGUUUAAGGAUUGGUAAUUAUUUUGCAAAGAGAAUGCAUAUAGCAGAUUUAGUGCUAAAUUUAUUUUGGAAAAUAAUUAGUUUACUAAGACAUGUUAAGAAUAUAAUCAAAUGAUAAAAUCUAAUAAAUCCUUAAUAAUUGAAUAUUAAAAAUAUGAUUCAGAAUUCUAUUAAAUUUUGUUUGGUUUAGAGUGGAAGGUUAUUAAAAAGAUAGUCAGAAAUUUAAUAAUAGAGUUGAAUCAUUUAAUUGCUUAAAAUAUUGAUACAAGUAACUUAAGUAAUAAAAUCAGCAAAUAAUAAUAAAUUGAAAUUUCUCUCUUAUAACAAUCAUAUUAUUAUUUUGAAAUUGUUGAUAAGUAUUAUUUGAAGGAAUUUGAUGAGAAGAGGUUUGGACAAGAAUCAAAAAUACAAUAGUAGAUGAUAGUAAAGGAAUUGAGAAUAUCUGAUUACUUAGAAAUAAGAUAACUUAUUAAGAGACUAAUGAAAUUAUGA
Molecule: messenger RNA, 1758 nt
Organism: Paramecium sonneborni
Lineage: Eukaryota; Ciliophora; Oligohymenophorea; Peniculida; Parameciidae
Source: the annotation of a GenBank genome assembly